This is a messenger RNA of Toxotes jaculatrix (banded archerfish), 751 nucleotides long. RefSeq names its product interferon phi 1 (gene ifnphi1). Lineage: Eukaryota; Metazoa; Chordata; Actinopteri; Toxotidae. The record is from RefSeq and is a predicted model, not a curated record. Bases 1 to 567 code for a protein of 188 amino acids. Gene Ontology annotation, biological process: defense response. The transcript has 5 exons. Gene Ontology annotation, molecular function: cytokine receptor binding. Gene Ontology annotation, cellular component: extracellular region.
AUGAUCAGCUGGACCGGCCUCUUCGUCCUCUGCGGCAUCCUGAAUCCCAUUCUCUGCUGUGAUUGGCUCAAACAGUACCAUCACUACAGCAACAUCUCUCUGACCUCCAUCCUUCUCAUGGGCGGUGAGCUGACUGAAGAGGAGAGUCCAGUUUCCUUUCCAUACAGACUCUACAGACAGAUACGAAACACUGAGGUUGAGUCCCAGCUGGCUUUCAUCAGAAAUAGUUUUGAAUUGAUCCUCGGUCUCUAUCGCCAUGGCAACUUCUCCUCCCUUACCUGGGAUACUGAAGAGACUCAAAGGUUCCUGACGGCCAUCGACAGGCAGAUAAAUGUAUUCAUCACCUGUGUGUCAAUGAACAGCACAGCAGACAACAGACUGAGCGGAUACUACAGGAGACUGAAGACCAGGACUCUGUCCCACACUGGUGGGAGCACUGCAUCCUGGGAGCUGAUCAGGAAGGAAACUAAACUGCACCUGGAUCAGUUGGACCUGCUGGUGGCCUCCAUCAAACAUUCAUCUGCUGCCAGCAGGAGGCGCUCUACAACAACUCCACACCAACAAUGACACAAAGUCUCGUGUCAUUCAUCUGUUUCUCUGUGAGAGACGGACUCUGAUAGUUUCUAUUCUCACUCUAUUUAUUUAUUUAUUUAUUUAUCUAUUAUCUUUCUAUUUAUGAACAAAAUGUUUUUCUUUAAUUGAUUGAUUGAUUUUUCUGUAUUUUGUACUGACAGUAAAGAGCCUUGAUGCA